Messenger RNA from Cyphomyrmex costatus, 746 nucleotides. RefSeq names its product outer dense fiber protein 3. The record is from RefSeq and is a predicted model, not a curated record. The transcript is spliced from 4 exons. Gene Ontology annotation, cellular component: cytoskeleton. NCBI's taxonomy places the organism in Eukaryota, Metazoa, Arthropoda, Insecta, Hymenoptera, Formicidae. Bases 1 to 726 code for a protein of 241 amino acids.
AUGGAGGGCAAAGAAAAUAAAAUCUUAAGUUGUCUUGUAAAAGGUCCUGGUCCAGUUUAUAAAUUACCAACGUUAGUUGGCUACAAAGAUCAUGAUCCAUCUCGGUAUAGAAAUCCAGCAUAUAGUAUACGAGCUCGAACUGGUAUAAAGACAUUUGUAAUAGGACCUGGUCCUCAUUACAAUGUCAGAAAUUUAACAAAAUUUGGGUCAGAUAAUCCACCCGCUUAUACAAUCAGAGGAAAGAAAGCUUGGAGUAUGCCAGAUCAUGUUCCAGGACCUGGAGCAUACUCUCCCGAGUUAUGUCCACCGAUGAAUCACAAUCGUAGAGCACCAGCUUACAGUAUCAAGUCACGAAGUGUAACAAAAUUUCUAGAUGAAGGGCCCGGACCAAAUUCGUACUUUUUGCCGACAUGUAUAGGACCCAAAGUUCCUGAUAAGUCUGCUCAGAGUGCAUUUUCUAUUAUUGGUUAUCGUAAGAUGCACGAAGAAAUUUUGACAAAGAGUCCAGGCCCAGCCGCAUAUAUCAAAAUAAAUUAUGAUAUGAUAAAACGACGGAGUCCAGCAUAUAGUCUAAAGGGAAGACACAUUUUAUCAGAAAGAUAUCGCAGUCCAGCACCAAUCUUUUAUCCGUUGUAUGAUACACGAAAACGUUCACCUAUAUAUUCAUUUGGUAUAAAGCAUAGUGAAUGCGUCGGAAUACCUAUGACACAGCUGGACGAGGAUUAAUAGUUUUAUAAUUGAAAAUU